Messenger RNA from Cyclocybe aegerita, 657 nucleotides. The record is from the annotation of a GenBank genome assembly. Lineage: Eukaryota; Fungi; Basidiomycota; Agaricomycetes; Agaricales; Hemipholiotaceae.
AUGCUUCUCGUGCGUUUGAUCGACAGGAUCUUCCCUAACCUCGUCUACGCGGAUUUCACACCCAAUGCCAAUGAUUCAGAUCCAGAGGAAGGGACGAUCUGGAAGGGACUAUGGCUGUGUCUGCAGGUGAUACGAGAGACGAGAUAUGAUGAAAUGGGCCAGCUUCCAGCAUCUGCGCUGUCCAAGCUCAAAGAACCAUUUGCAAACCGCUUCGACGUGCCCCUCAGGCAGAACCUUGUCAAAAUAUGGAAUAAUCAACAUGUGAAGGCAGGAAUGGACGACACGCAGUCGGCCGUUCUUCUCGUUGCGCCGUCAUUCAACGCAUCUCUAAUCGGAGCAGGGCAUACAAAUGCUUCCCUCCAACCGCUGUUCGGAAACGUCCACUUCAAGGCAUAUGACAUCGACUUUGAGAAUCAAGCGGCCAACUAUGACAUAUCUCAAUCUUUGGUGACAGAUGUUUCAUACGCGAAUCUCUUCGGGUUUGGUACUGCCUGGUUCCAAAAUCUCAUCCUCGCAAACCGCGCCUGCGGCGGGUGCAUCGUCGCUUGGAAGGGGACGAACCUGACCAACGCCCCUGGCAAACGUUACGGGACAUAUGUCGCGGACUCCAGUGUAAUUCGAGUAAUUAAUUCCUCUUUUGUGCCUCGUCGUACUUAG